GUGGAAGUGGGUCAAUAUCACCAAUCGAGGCGGAGUACUAGGACGGAAACACACGAAUGCCCUACUUUAGACAUGGACAUGUCAGAACCGCAUGUUCGGCGCCGUUGAAGAGACCGUUGUGCUAACAGUUUGAUAGGCCUGGUGUAUCGGCGCGAUGACCUUCUGUUUGUAUUGUGUAGUGUGAUUGGUUUGACCUUGCGAGAACACAUUAGUUCUUCCUCACUUACGAGGCAUUUCAUCACAUGCGUGUGAUGCUGUGGCUGGCUUGCCCCGCUAGCUGCAAUGUGACGCAAUACGAAACUGGGUAGUCGCACCUUUACGCGUUAUUCAGGAAGCAAACAAAGCUCACCACGCCCUCCCAACUUUAUGAUCUCUCUUCCUCCCAUUCCUACCUCCUACUGAAAUUCUCAAACUCAAAAUGACUACCGGGGGUGUAGUCUACAGAGAUCUUCUGGACAUUCCGGACGAGGGUCCCAUUGUGCAGGAGGGGGCAACGACCACCGCAGGAAGGACGACCACUGCGCGGCAGACGACCACCAUACUAGAUGCGCCUACAGACAGCCAUGCGCUAGCUUUGGAAGCAGCAAUGUCUGCUGCGCCGGAAGACAAGGGUACUGCGCAGAUUGCACACAAUGAAGAGGUGCUGAAUUUGGGAUGGAACGAGCCGAAGGAGGCGGUAGCGAGCCCGCUCGUUGGAGGCCUAUCCAACGAGGACCUAUGGCUGUUGGUUCGAAGAUUCAACAAUCAAAUGUAUCACGUCAAGGAGAUUCCACACGCACCUCCAGGAGGGCUGGAUCUCAAUAUUGCAGAUGAAGAAGAGUUCUCGCCAGACAAGCUGCGUGCCAACAUUGAGCGCUUGUAUAUGACGAUUGGUCUGGGUAUAAUGGCGUUCGGAAAGCACAUCGCUCGACUACGCUCAUGGCGGGAGACACGCCGUACUGCCUGGUUCUGCACUGCAUACUUCCUAGCCUGGACUUUUGAUCUGAUCAUGCCUUUGGUCUCAAUUACGCUCGUCACUCUUGUUGUUCACCCGCCCGCUCGGGAUAUUAUGUUUCCUCCAGCCCCCCUGGCUCUUGUCAGUUCUUCCACAGGAGGAGUUCAGAAGCCCAAGGCUGGUACUCUCGGUAGUACUGAUAGUGCGACUGGAGCACCGGAGAACCAUAAGGGUGAGGCUGUUGAACAAGAAGCGUCUAAUUUUGUCAAUGGUAUUGCUUCUGUGGCCCUCGCAAGCGCUACAGGUAAACACCCCCAGGGUGAACCCUCACACGAUACCGGUGAUUCCAUUCCAGACCCAACCUCGAUAGCUGUUGGUGCUGCGAAUGCAAAGGACAAUACUGCUGGUGGCAAAACUUCCAAGCAUCAUGACAAGACCAAGGUUCCAAUGGAAACUGCAAUGUGGACCAAGAUGCGCCCCAUCAUGCACGGUAUCGCUGAUGUGACUGACACUUGGGAACGCUUUGCGAAUAUGCUGUCUCCAACUGCGCCGUUCCCAAAGAACAAGUACCGCACUCGUCUCGCCGGUUGUGUUGCACCUCUUGUCCUCGUUUCCUUGUUCGUCAGCUCGUACAUGUUCACCAAAGGCGUCACUUUUGGCGUCGGCUUUGGCUUUUUCGGAGAUCCUGUUCUACAACGUGGUUUUGCUCUGCUCAACCGUAAAUUUCCUCACUGGCAACAGCUCCUCGAACUGCGCAACACGCUUCUCAAAGGUGUUCCCACCAAUGCACAACUUACGAUUACACUGCUCCGUAUUGGCGAGAUCAACAAGGCUCCGCUGCCGCCACCACCUCGCAAGAAUGAAGCGCCACCCGAAGUACCUGUUGAUAUCAGCGAUCAGGAGCUUCGAGCUACAGGGGCAGACUGGCCACUCAACGCAACGCAAGAAGAACUUGACGAAGCCAUGGCGCACGAUCCAACCACUGCUCAUGAGACUGGCGGCCACGAUAUCGACCAGGCCAAAAACGGCAAGCACGGCAAAAAGGGCAGUAAGAUACUCAACUUCUUCCGUUCAACUGCCAAAGGCGGCGUUGAAACAUCUAUUGGCGCGGAUAAAGUCAAGGCAGCCGUUGGGUCCACGCACGCAAAGGACCGGCUCGGCGCCGUGCCCCCCAAGGAUAUGGAUCUCACAUCUGGCCCUGUAGAUUUCAAAGCACGCUUCAACGGCAAGAAAGGCCAUAUAUACAUUACCUCGAAAGCGACCAUUCCAUGCAUGGCUUUUUCGACCGACUCCACAAUCGAAAAGAUUGGUACGACAGAAAGAGAGGAUCUGCAUCCGUUGUGGACCAUUCCCAUUGGCGAGAUCAGCGAGCUCAAGAAGCAGGGUGGAUAUGGUUGGAAGGCAAAGUUGGUGAUUGGGUGGGCUAUGAACAGGGAGGUUGCCGAUGCACUGGAGGUUGUUGACCGACGAGGGAAUAUGACGAAGAUUACAGCGAUACCCCUAAGGGAUGAGCUGUUCAAUCGACUGUUGUCAAUGGGUGGGCAGAAGUGGGAGUGUUGGUAGUGGUUGGAUGUCUACAAGCUGGAAG
This is a messenger RNA of Dothidotthia symphoricarpi CBS 119687, 2522 nucleotides long. RefSeq lists its product as uncharacterized. The transcript has 4 exons. The record is from RefSeq and is a predicted model, not a curated record. Lineage: Eukaryota; Fungi; Ascomycota; Dothideomycetes; Pleosporales; Dothidotthiaceae. Bases 419 to 2497 code for a protein of 692 amino acids.